AUGAACGACCCAAACAAAGCUAUCUCGGUAAAUUUAUCAUCUUUGCUCAGCCUGAAGGCUGAAUUACUGCGCAAGCAGCAUGAGGUGAAGUUGGCCAAGGCGGCCCAGGUAUCGGCUGUUGAACACAAGCCCCAAAAAGUCGUCAGCGAGAAGGAGAAGCCUAAGGAGAAGAAGUCGCACAGCUACAAUGAAGUGAGCCGCAACGAGGACGCCAGGGUCUAUGAGACCGAGGAUCAUGCGCAGCUGGAGAAGUCUCGGCGCGUUCUGGAGGCGAAGAGCAAGUACUACGAUCGAAUGAGUCGCAGCGGAGGCAACCUCAACUCUGACGACAAUUGUCUGGUCAUGUUCAAUCGCAAGCGCCAGGAGGAAGACCUAGACGAAGAGCCACAGACUUGUUCUCCGCCCGGGCGAGUGAGCAGCAGUUCAAGCAGCUCCAGCGAAGAGGAGGGCAACGACGAUGAUGAAGUGGAGUACGUUGAUUGUUUGGGCCGCACAAGGAAAUGUCUCAGAAGGGUAUUGGCAGAGGAGAAGAAACGCGACAAGCAGCUAGCCCAAAGUAUGCCUGAGCGCAUUGAUACAACCAAGGCCAACUGGAUGAUAGACACCAAGGGCGAACAGAAGGAGGGGGAGGAGGCGGCGGAGGAGGAUUUCAACAUUAAACCACGCCCUCCGGGCAGCAUUUUCAGCGACGACCAGUCCACGGCGACCCACCACGCCGAGCUGCUUCUGAAUUGGGAGCGCAAAGAGCAGGAGAAUGCCGAAAAACCAGACAUUCACUACCAAGAUGUCUUCUUCGACGAGGCCCGCACCCACGGUGUCGGCUACUAUGCCUUUUCCACAGACGAAGAAGAGCGCGCAAAGCAGCAAAGAGAGCUGGAGGAGGCGCGCAAGGCCACAACUGAGGAGCAGGCUCGACGCGAUGAAUUGAGAGCCAAGCGGGACAGCAUGGUGGCUGGUCGAGUGCUGGCCGCCAAGAACCGCAUACGGGCUCGCAAUGGUCUGCCGCCCAUCAGCAAGGAGGACUACGAACGGGAACUGCAGCAGAAGAAAGACGAAUCAGCAGCUGAGGCUGUCGAACGGGAGCGCAAAGCACGUGAAAGGAAAGAGGCCAUUGAGAAAGAGAAAGAAGCCGAGGAAGCGGAACGCGCGGAGCUGCGCAAGGAGCAUGUUCGCGAUUGGGAUAAGGAGAAACUGGCGUCGCAAGAGCCGGAGGAAGAGUGGGAAUACAAAGCCGAACGUCUGCCCAUGUCACAGGAAGAGUGGAACGAAAAACAGCGUGGCGAGCGUAAAGAGGAGUUCGCUCCCCUUCCAGAGCCGCUAAAACGCAGCAACUUCAGCAGCAUUCCAGCUCCGCCCCCACUGUGGGAAAUCCAAGAACAGGAAUUCAGUAAUUUCAAUUCCAGCAAGAAAGAGCAGCAGUUCCAGCGACGCAAUUACACUACCCCCACCGAUGACAUUGACAAUGACACACCUUCCACAUCUGCAGGCAGUCGGGGGGCUGCCAUACCGCCUCCUCCCGGCCUAAAUGAUAUGGGACCUCCUCCAGCCAAGAUACAUAGGUCCCAGAACGAGCUAGAACGCUCCAUCGAGGCUGGUCUGAAGUUCCUGCGCAAUUGCUGUGACAAGGAAGCGAUGACCAACAAGGCUACUUGGACAGCCAAGGCGGAUUAUUAAUUUAAGGCAUUAGUUUUGUUUAUAAUUUAUUGCUUUGUGUAAAGAAUACUUAAGAAAAAAACACAAUACAUAAUAUGCGAACGGGACAAGUUGUCUUUGAGCUAAGGUCCAACAAAUAUCUGUUAAGUAUAGAUGGGCUACAACAAGAACGAAAGGAACAGUCAAACAUAUUGCUUUGUUCAAGAAAUAUCCAUCGGCAACUUUGGUUAAAAAUAAAAUAAAUUCCAAAGAAAUUGUAA
This is a messenger RNA of Drosophila persimilis, 1913 nucleotides long. Its product is annotated as coiled-coil domain-containing protein 174. The transcript has a single exon. Gene Ontology annotation, cellular component: nucleus. The record is from RefSeq and is a predicted model, not a curated record. The coding region runs from base 1 to 1674 and encodes 557 amino acids. Lineage: Eukaryota; Metazoa; Arthropoda; Insecta; Diptera; Drosophilidae.